Messenger RNA from Acanthosepion pharaonis, 1878 nucleotides. NCBI's taxonomy places the organism in Eukaryota, Metazoa, Mollusca, Cephalopoda, Sepiida, Sepiidae. The record is from the annotation of a GenBank genome assembly.
AUGAGAAGACCCUAUUGCUUUUUUCUACUUCUUCUCUUGCCUUCGAUCUUCAUUAUCUAUCUAUCUAUCUAUCUAUCUAUCUAUCUAUCUAUCUAUCUAUAUCCCAUUCCGUUUCUAUCUAUCUAUCUAUCUAUCUAUCUAUCUAUCUAUCUAUCUAUCUAUCUAUCCAAAAUGCUCAUAUCUAUCAUAUCUAUCAUCUAUCUAUCUAUAUAUCUAUCUAUCUAUUAUUCCAAAAUGCUCAUAUAUCUAUCUAUCUAUCUAUCUAUUAUCUAUCUAUCUAUAUCUAUCUUCAUAUCUAUCUAUCUAUGUCCUAUCUUCAUUAUCUAUCUAUCUAUCUAUCUGAUUCCGUUUCUAUCUAUCUAUCUAUCUAUCUAUCUAUAUAUAUAUAUAUAUAUAUAUAUAUAUAUAUAUAUAUAUAUAUAUAUAUAUAUAUCGCAUUCCGUUUUAUCUAUCUAUCUAUCUAUCUAUCUAUCUAUUAUUCGAAAAUGCUCAUAUCAUCUAUCUAUCAUCUAUCUAUCUAUCUAUCUAUCUAAUCUAUCUAUCUAUCUAAUCUAUCGUUUCUAUCUAUCUAUCUAUCUAUCUAUCUAUCUUCUAUUAUCUAUUAUUUCUAUCUAUCUAUCUAUCUAUCUAUAUAUAUAUAUAUCCCAUUCCGUUUUCUUUCUAUCUAUCUAUCUAUUAUUCCAAAAUCUAUCAUAUCUAUCUAUCUAUCUAUCUAUCUAUCUAUAUAUAUCUAUCUAUAUAUAUAUAUAUAUAUAUAUAUAUAUAUAUAUAUAUAUAUAUAUAUAUAUAUCGCAUUCCGUUUCUAUCUAUCUAUCUAUCUAUGUAUCUAUCUAUCUAUUAUUCCAAAAUGUGCAUAUCUAUCUAUCAAUUCAUCUAUCUAUCUAUCUAUAUAUCUAUAUCAUGCAUCUAUCUAUCAUAUCCAUUCUCAUUUAUCUAUUCAUCUAUCUAUCUAUCUAUCUAUCUAUCUAUCUAUCUAUCUAUCUAUCUAUCUAUCUUAUUAUGUUUACUUCUAUCUAUCUAUCUAUCUAUCUAUUCCUAUCCAAUUCAGUCUGUUCAUAUCUUUCUAUGUCAGCUCUUCAUUUUCACUCACUUUCUCUUUUAUUUCUUUCAAUUUGGUUCUACUUUCAUGGAAGCUUUCAAUUUACUUCUCUCCUUUUUCAACACAUAAUUUCUUUUUUUUAUUCCAUGUUUUUUUUUUACAUUUGUUAUCAUUUUUGUCUUCUUUCUUUCUUUCCAAAUUACUUUCUUUCUUACCGGUUGGAUAACCUUGCCGGCUUUCUUUCUUUCUUCCUUCCUUUCUUUCUUUCUUUAAUAAUCCUGCUUUCGUUUUUCUUUCUUUCUUUCUUUCUUUCUUUCUUUCUUUCUUUCUUUCUUUCUUUCUUGUUGGAUAAAUUUUCCCUCUUUCUUUCUUUCUCUCUUUCUUUCCUUCUUUCUUGUUGGAUAACUUUGCCUCCUUUCUUUCUUUCUUUCUUUCUUUUCUGUUGGAUAACUUUGCCCUUUUUCUUUCUUUCUUUCUUUCUUUCUUUCUUUUUUCUUUCUUUCUUUCUUUCUUUCUUUCUUUCUUUCUUGUUGGAUAACUUUGCCCUCUUUCUUUCUUUCUUUCUUUCUCUUUCUUUCUUUCUUUCUUGUUGGAUAACUUUGCCCUCUUUCUUUCUUUUUAUUUUUUCUUUCUUUCUUUCAUUCUUUCUUUCUUGUUGGAUAACUUUGCCCUCUUUCUUUCUUUCUUUCUUUCUCUUUCUUUCUUUCUUUCUUUCUUGUUGGAUUCUUUGCUUUUCUUUCUUUCUUUUUGCCUCUUUCUUUCUUUCUUUCUUUUCUUUCUCUCUUUUUCUUUCUUUUUUUUUUCUUUCUUUCUUUCUUUCUUUCUUUCUUGUUGGAUAA